Molecule: messenger RNA, 237 nt
Organism: Paramecium primaurelia
Lineage: Eukaryota; Ciliophora; Oligohymenophorea; Peniculida; Parameciidae
Source: the annotation of a GenBank genome assembly
AUGGUUGACUAUAUCAAAAAAUCAGUAAUGAAGACAUUUCAGUGGAUGAAGAACUUGAAAAAGUAAGACUUUACUCAUUUUGUUAUGAGUGCCAAAUAGCAGAUUUCUUUUAUUAGAAAUUCAAAGAUAAUAAUCUACUAUAUGAAAUGCAACCUUUGUUUUUGCCCACACAAUUUUUUACAAAUUAGAUACACCAUUCUUUGGAGUGGUGAAACUUAUAUACAAAUAAAAAUUUGA